Messenger RNA from Lobosporangium transversale, 2441 nucleotides. RefSeq names its product putative SEC23. Lineage: Eukaryota; Fungi; Mortierellomycota; Mortierellomycetes; Mortierellales; Mortierellaceae. Gene Ontology annotation, molecular function: zinc ion binding; GTPase activator activity. The record is from RefSeq and is a predicted model, not a curated record. Gene Ontology annotation, cellular component: COPII vesicle coat; endoplasmic reticulum exit site. The transcript is spliced from 6 exons. Gene Ontology annotation, biological process: COPII-coated vesicle cargo loading; intracellular protein transport; endoplasmic reticulum to Golgi vesicle-mediated transport. The coding region runs from base 44 to 2335 and encodes 763 amino acids.
AUUUUCUUCUCCACUAUCCCGUUUUAUCUCUCAUCAUCGCAUCAUGAAUUUCGAGGAAAUCGAGGACCAGGACGGAAUCCGGUUCUCAUUUAACGCAUGGCCCGCAUCACGCCUUGAAGCCACUAGGACAGUGGUUCCCAUCGCGGCCCUUUAUACGCCGCUCAAGGAGCGUGAGGACUUGCCUCUGAUCUACUAUGAACCCGUCACUUGCAAACAACAUACCUGCGGGGCUAUUCUUAAUCCUUAUUGUCAAAUCGACCCAAGAGGGAAACUUUGGAUUUGCCCUUUUUGCUUGCACCGCAAUCAAUUUCCCCCUCAUUAUCGCGACAUCUCGAACACCAAUCUCCCUGCUGAAUUGCUCGCAAAGCACACGACUAUCGAGUACACGCUGGCGAGGAGCGCUCAAGUUCCGCCCAUCUUCCUGUAUGUAGUGGACACUUGCAUCGAUGAGGAUGAUCUCAAGGCAUUGAAAGACUCUUUAGUCGUCAGUUUGAGCUUAUUGCCCCCACAUGCUCUUGUCGGUCUGAUUACUUACGGUACUAUGACACAAGUUCACGAACUGGGUUAUGGCGAAUGUCCCAAGUCGUACGUUUUUCGUGGAAACAAAGAUUACACAUGUAAGCAGAUUCAGGAGAUGCUAGGGCUUACAGCCCUUGCAAUGCGCCCCCAGCAGCCUGUUAGGCCAGGGCAGCCAGCUCCUUUCGCACCCACUGGCAACUCUCGCUUCCUACUUCCUAUUCAGCAGUGUGAGUACACUUUGUCCUCAAUUCUCGAGCAACUUCAACGUGAUCCUUGGCCCGUUGCAACCGACAAACGCCCACAACGCUGCACCGGUGUUGCUAUGAGUGUUGCGGUUGGACUUUUGGAAGCUACAUACCAGAACAAUGGCGGUCGCAUCAUGCUCUUCGUUGGUGGUGCUGCAACCGAGGGCCCUGGAAUGGUUGUUGGGACAGAUCUCAAGGAACCUCUGCGAUCCCACCACGACAUUGAGAAGGAGAGUGCAAAACAUUACAAAAAGGCGUCCAAGUUCUAUGAAGCAUUGGCAAAAAGGACUUCUACCAAUGGACAUAUUGUAGACAUCUUUGCAGGUUGCUUGGAUCAAGUCGGGUUGCUAGAGAUGAAGUCAAUGGUCAAUUCGACCGGCGGUUUCAUGGUCUUAUCUGACUCUUUCACAACUGCUAUUUUCAAGCAGAGCUUCCAAAAAAUGUUUGAGAAGGACGCGGAGGGCAAUCUUAAAAUGGGCUUUAAUGCGACGCUUGCAGUGCAGACCACUAAGGAGCUCAAGAUCUGUGGAUUGAUCGGCCAUGCAGUGUCAUCCAACAAGAAGACUGCAUCUGUAGGAGAGACAGAGAUCGGAAUCGGUAACACAUCAGCAUGGAAGAUGUGUGGUGUCUCUCCAAAGACAACUAAUGGCAUUUACUUUGAAGUGGUUAAUCAACAAGGACAGUCUCUUCAGCCUGGAUCGCGCGGCCUCAUUCAAUUUGUGACGCAUUAUCAACACUCGAGUGGACAUUUCAAGCUUCGUGUCACCACAGUUGCACGUAGCUGGGCAGAAGGAAAUAGCCCCAUUAUUGCUCAAUCUUUCGAUCAAGAGACCGCUGCCGUACUUAUGGCUCGUAUUGCUGUCUUCAAGGCCGAAAUUGAUGAUGGUCCGGAUGUGCUACGCUGGUUGGACAGGAUGUUGAUUCGUUUAUGCCAAAAAUUUGCAGAAUAUCGCAAGGACGAACCUCAAUCAUUCCGUCUCACAGAGAACUUUUCGAUCUAUCCUCAAUUCAUGUUCCAUUUGCGUCGUUCUCAAUUUUUGCAGGUUUUCAACAACUCUCCUGACGAGACCGCCUACAAUCGCCACGUCUUGAAUCGUGAAGAUGUCAAUAAUUCACUCAUCAUGAUCCAACCAACACUUAUGUCAUAUGGAUUUGAAGGCGAGCCUCAACCAGUUUUACUUGAUAGCGUCUCGGUCAAGCCUGAUGGAAUUUUGUUGUUGGACACAUUCUUCUACAUCCUUAUCUUCCAUGGCGAAACAAUUGCUGCAUGGAGGAAGGCUGGCUAUCAUGAGCAACCAGGAUAUGAAAACUUUAAGGAACUGCUGGAAGCGCCAGUAGUCAGUGCACAGGAAUUGCUAGUAGAGCGCUUCCCCAUCCCCCGCUACAUUGUAUGCGACCAAAAUGGGUCCCAGGCUCGUUUCUUAUUAUCAAAGCUUAAUCCUUCAACUACACAUGUUUCAGGAGGACAGUACGGUGGUGUUCCUCAAGGCCAGGCUAUCUUUACUGAUGAUGUUUCACUCCAAGUCUUUAUGGAGUACCUGAAGAAGUUGGUGGUUGCUGGUACAUCUUAGAGCACCCCAUCGUAUACUAUUGCAUGGAAUGAAAUCAUCCUUUUUCUAUUAGCCGAGCGAAUGUUCCAAUUAACCUUAUUAAAAAGCUGUUUAAUCUAUGUUGUCC